GAGGAGACCAAGCCCAUCAUCAGCCCUGAUGACCCCAGAAGCCCCACCCCUCUCAGGGAAGCUCAGCGCAGUAAGGACCCAACAGUUGCGGAGAGCUCACCCUCAAUGGUGCAGAUGGUCGGAGGUCCUAAGGGUGUGAAUGUGCCGAAGGAUGGAGCACCUGAGGGUGUGAGUGCACAGAAGGAUGGAGCACCUGAGGGUGUGAGUGUGCGGAAGGACGGAACACCUGAGGGUGUGAAUGCACAGAAGGACAAAGGACCUGAGGGUGUGAGUGCGAGUGGGAUGCCGGCUGUCGAAGAACUGGAGCAAGCGAUAGAGGAGAUUGAAGAAGAGCUUGGCCUGGACUUGGAUGGGGUCAACAUCGAUGACUUUGAUAUGGACGAUUUUGAUGAAGAGGAACUCUUGAAAGACUGAAUGAACCACACCUGGAUUAGAAAGAAACUUUCUGCAGCUACCAUCCCAACAUCCCAGUUUAUAUUCCACUCACGUUAGAGUGAAAAAGAAGGAGAGAGAUGAUAAAUGACACGGAUUGAAGAAAUAAAAUAGCAGAUAUUGAUGAAUGAGAGAAAGUGCAAGAAAGGAAAGCGAUGGUGAGGGUGAGAGUGAGAGUGAAAUACGUUGUAUUCAUUUUAUAUAAGAUCGAGUGACUGAGAUGUGAUACUACGGAAGCUCUUUCUCUGCAUAUUCAGCUGCAAAAGGCCAAGCCAUAUAUAAGUUUUGGGAAGAGAACAAAACUCGCGGACAGACGACAUGGAAUAAUGUCAAGAAGCUCGCCCAAGAUAGGGAAAAGUGGAAAGUGUUUGUCGGUGGCUGGUACUGGUGGAAAAUCUACAUUGAUCUACGAUAAAAGAGGCAAUGAUGAUGAUGAUAAUUGUUAUUUUUAACAAAGUAUUUUGUAAGUGGACUCCAUUUUUACUGACAGACCUCAAAUGUUUAAGCUUUUUUUAACACAUACGGGAUAUAUCUGUCUCCCCCGGUCAAUAUCAGUCGUAGGACGCAGUGUGUUAUUAUCAGCAUACGCGAGGCUCGAAAGGCAAAAAAGUGACUUUCCAUGAAAUUUUUGUUUUUCGGAUCAAUUGAAAGUUUGUUGUCUUCUGCUUUAUUUAACUUUAAGAUAAAAAUAAACGACUAUAAUCGACUAUAAAUUUCAAGUCUCUAUCUCAAUUCUAAGACCUCCAUUGCUAUGGAAACAUGUUGCUCAACUUCAGAGGCCAUUUUCUCUUUUUCGUGUUUUCUCACCUCACACAAUUAAAAGCUCUGUAUUUUCGUCAAAUAAGGUCAUAUUUACUUCAUUUUUGUUUUAAAUUGUAGGGAAAAGGUGAUAGUUUUUUAAAAUAAUGUUAACUCAUUUUGGAAAUUUCCUUCAUAUGACUGAUAUUGACCGGCAGGGACACUUAUUAUAAACAUCCCCUUUAAUUCUGCACAGACGGUACACUUGUGAGCUAAACUAUGAGACCUGUGUAGGUAAUAUCCUAUAGUGUGCAAGAAAGGAGUAUCUAACUACAUUACUUUCGUUACCUGUUCUGUCCUCUUAAAAUUGACAGUUUAUUUAAAUUGCAAAAUAAGUUGUUUGGUAACAAGAUAAUGAGGACAGGAAUCGGCAAAGACAUACUCCUUGUUAUUUUAUGCAUUUAUUUUUUGACAAUGUUGUCUGGGCAUACGAGCAUGUGGUUGGAGGGUGCCACUGGUAGGUCCUACUUCUUCACUUUCCCUCUGUUGUUUCUGUCUGUCUGUCUGUCUGUCUUACUUUUUCUCAGCACUAAACAACCAUUACUGUGUCGAUGUGCUUCUCUUUACAAACAAACAAACAAACAAACAAACAAGUGGGCAAGCUGUACGGUGGCAUCAUGUAGUGAUAUACUACCUUUUAGACGCUUUUUCUUUUUGCAGACAAUACUUUAGACAUAAGCCUUAGGGAAGAAGUGAGAGAGAGAGAGAGAGAGAGAGAGAGAGAGA
This is a messenger RNA of Aplysia californica (California sea hare), 1956 nucleotides long. RefSeq lists its product as uncharacterized. The record is from RefSeq and is a predicted model, not a curated record. NCBI's taxonomy places the organism in Eukaryota, Metazoa, Mollusca, Gastropoda, Aplysiida, Aplysiidae.